This is a messenger RNA of Helianthus annuus (common sunflower), 1167 nucleotides long. RefSeq names its product protein FAR1-RELATED SEQUENCE 3-like. The coding region runs from base 1 to 1167 and encodes 388 amino acids. NCBI's taxonomy places the organism in Eukaryota, Viridiplantae, Streptophyta, Magnoliopsida, Asterales, Asteraceae. Gene Ontology annotation, biological process: regulation of DNA-templated transcription. The transcript has 6 exons. The record is from RefSeq and is a predicted model, not a curated record.
AUGUCUAAGUUGAAUUUGGGUACAGUUAAGGCGUUUAAUGUUAUGAAGACUUGUUUUGGCGGUUUCGAAGACGUGGGUGCAAGUAAAGUUGAAUUUAAGAACUACAAGAGGCAAGUUACCUUGUUUAUAGGGGAAUACGAUGCUGAGAUGGUUGGUGUUAGGCUAUGCAAUUCCACCAAUUUCAAAGAACGUAUUUGUGGUGUUGUGUGGACGGAUAUUCUUACACCUGAAGAGUUUGAACCAGGAUGGGAAGAGGUUAUCGGAGAGUUCAAUUUAGCAGAUAAUGACUGGCUCUCUGAUAUUUUUGAACUUAGGGAAUCUUGGAUCCCUGCAUACAAUAGAAUGGAGGAGCUGUUAGGUCUUAUGCGAACUACAUCGAGGUCGGAGAAUGAGAACCAUUUUUCGGGUCAAGUGUGCAAUUCAAAAGCUACUCUUGUUGAGUUCAUUACUCAUUACGAAACUACAAUAGAAGCACAACGUCACACGCAUCAUAAAAAUGAUCAUGAAUCUCGAUACAAAUGCCCCCGGUUGAAAACUGAGUUAAUCGGAAUUGCGGAUUGCAUAAAUCAACGUUACGAAGAUCAGCCCGAUAGUUGUUGUGUUUGUUUUUUAGAUUGUCUUUUUUAUACAGAAAUUCUUUGCAUGCGUUAUAUAGAUAUUGUUUUUGGCGUUUUCAGGGAAUUUCCAAAACAAUACAUUUUGAAUAGAUGGCGUAAAGAGGCUUACCCAAAUUGCUCUUUCAAAUACUCAACUAGUCCUGAAUAUAUGACCGAGCUUGAUCCCGAUGUGCAAAGUAUGAUUAAUAAGGAUGAGCUAUCCUUAUACAAGGAUCAUGUUCAAUCUUAUAUGAAGAAUGUUCAAGAUAUGCAGAUUGUUGCUCCUCCUCCUAGUACUAGGGAUAGAUUUGCGGAGAUAACCGGUCAAUAUAAAAACGACAAGAAUCCAAUAAGAGUCUUUGUUGGGUAUAAGUCGAAAGGUUCUGGAUCUCGGAAGCGCCUGAAAUCCAAACAGAAGGUAGCAAUCGAAAAAACUAAAUCAAAAUCGAAACCGGGGGCCAAAGAAAGACAGUGUCAGAAUUGUAAAGGUAACGGACACAAUGCUUCGACAUGCAAAAAGGCCGUAAUUAAAAGAAAAUCGACUUCGUCUUCGAGAGCAAGCAAAGAGUAG